Messenger RNA from Epinephelus moara (kelp grouper), 4410 nucleotides. Its product is annotated as Serine/threonine-protein kinase pdik1l-B-like. Lineage: Eukaryota; Metazoa; Chordata; Actinopteri; Perciformes; Serranidae. Bases 222 to 1421 code for a protein of 399 amino acids. The record is from RefSeq and is a predicted model, not a curated record. Gene Ontology annotation, biological process: protein phosphorylation. The transcript is spliced from 4 exons. Gene Ontology annotation, molecular function: protein kinase activity; ATP binding.
AAUUAGACACGGAAGUCUGUCGCAUUUGUUAAUUUGUUCGGUGGUAUAUGUUGUUCUGCCAUUUUAUCUCAUUUGUUCAUCAACAAUAACUAUCGAAAUUCGUUGAAUAUGGUGUGAGACGGUUUGUUAAUCAAGAAGACUACAAAUUCUAGUCGAUUUCCUGCUGUAAAUGUAAGCUGAAGUCCUGUGGCACCACCAUCAGGCUCCAGCCCCUGUUGCAGAUGGAGGAGCUCUACACCCUAGAAAGGGAGGUGGGACGAGGCAGCUAUGGUGUGGUCUUUGAGGGCCAUAUGGCCAAAACAGGACAGAGGGUGGCUAUCAAAAGGCUGCCCUGUAGAAACCCUGAGUGCAUUGAACUCUACCUGCAAGAGCUGUGGGCCAUGAGAGCCACUGCCAAGAACCAUGUAAAUGUCAUUGCACUCCACAGCUGCCUUCUGCAGACUGGGCCAAGGAGCCUGAAGCCUCUAAAACCAGGAAAACUGCCUCCACGUCUAGUUGAGAGCGUACUGAAGGGCAAUGUAGUCAGAGCACCACAAAGUCAGGGAAGGAAUAACUCCAAGCGGAGGAUCAACUCUGUCUCCACACUUCAGGACAGGACCAACACUGUGCAGGCCAGGCCUAAGCUUCAGGACAAGACUAAAUCAAAUGCAUGUGAUUAUACAACUCCACAAAGGCUUCAAAACAGAGCCAGGAAGAGACCGGCCCACAGGGAGGAAGAGGAGUCCGGACCACUGCACUGUUUGGCCCUGUGGCUCGUGAUGGAGUACUGUGAUGGGGGUGACUUGAAUCAGUACUUGCUCUCCAGGCCACCAGACUCCCAGCGUAACCACAGCGUAGUAAGGCAGCUCUGCAGCGCUGUGGCCUUCCUGCAUAGUCUGGGUAUCACCCAUCGGGACCUAAAGCCCGACAAUGUGCUGGUCUGUGUGACACCAGGAGGUCCUGUUGUCAAGGUGGCAGACUUUGGUCUGAGCAAGAUGAGUGAAGGUGUGGUGGAUGGUGAUCUGACCCGGCAGCACUUCUCCUCCACCUGUGGCUCUGACUUCUACAUGGCUCCAGAGGUGUGGGGUGGACUGACCUACACAGCCCAGGCAGACAUCUUCUCCCUGGGUGUGAUGUUCUGGGCUGUUCUGGAGAGAAUCACCUUUCUGGAAGAAGGGGCUACGCAGGAACAACUGGGUGCUUACGUGUCUAAGGGUCGCUCAGGCUGGCUGAUGCCGCUGGGGGAAGCCUUGUGGGAGAAUGCUGACCUCCAGCUGUGUAUCCCUAUGAAGUUUAAGAGAGCGCCCCCGCUGCCACCCCCUCCCGGUCCAGCAAUGUGCACCCUGCUUUUAGACAUGCUCGCCUCAAACCCGGACACUCGGCCUCCAGCAGACCAGCUGGAGGCCAGAGUGUGCUCUGCUCUGAAAGAGGACUCCCACUGACAAAGUGCACUUAAGAGACCAUAAUGGCUAUAACCACCACCGCCACUACAUGGAAAUAUUGAAAGUGGACCCCCUGACUGCAGUGCUUCCAACAUGUGUAAGAAAUAACCACUUUACUGCCACAGAAAAGUGGGGAUCAGAAAUGUGUAUGAUUAUAUAGGACUGAAGGUGCUUUUCUUGUCACUGAGACAGAAGCUGAGCUGUAGGAAGCCACAUAAAGGGAACACAGGGACAUAAAGGAAUAUUGAAGCCUGGCUUUACUGCAGACCAAACACAAUUAUAUUCAAACAAGUCCAUAUAAAGAUCGAGUGUGACGUACUCAGGCUGUAUUUGAUGUAAGUGCCAUGCUGUUGGUUAGGCCUCUGAUGCUUGACACAGAAAAUCAAUUUUAGUGUGUACAUAUGGCUGAAAUGAAAUGUCAGGGAUUGCUGCUGUUGCUGCUUGUCUGGGUCUGCACUAUUCUGUUGACUCAUUAUCUCAACUUCCUACUGGGUGUAAAUUUUGACUGAUUAUGUUAACAUUGAUCUUUUUAUUUGUUGAGAAAUGUAGCUUUAUUAUUUAGUGAUUAUUUUCUUAACCGAAUAUUUCCACCACACGUUGAUGCAGCAUGCUCACUGGGCUUCCACAUCUCAGAUCUGUAAAGUAAGUGAUUAAACAAUAGAAACAUUUUAUGCAUUCCAGUGCAGUAGUAUGGUAAUAAUAAAUACUACCUUUGUGACACUAGUCAUAACUGUUGUUGACAUUGUCUGACAUUGGCAGAUUCAAUGCUAUGGUCUUUUUGUCGGUUGUAGUUUUUGGUGUUUUUAAAAUAAAUGUAGGCUUGGGUGGUAUCACGGUAUUACAGUAGAGCAGGGUAUUGGUAGAAAUCCUGAAGGUUUGAUUUUAAUACAAUAAAAAUACAGAUGCUUGUCACAUUAUAUAAAGGUUGCUGGGAAACCUAUACAGCAUAGUAUCACAAUAUUUUUGUGUGGCAAUUUCACAUCAUUACAGAGACGAGUAUCGAUUUUUUUCUUACAUAAAUUAUUAUUACAAAUUAAACUUUUGGUAGACUACUAGAAUAACAUAGUCAAUUGCUUUUUCAGUUCAUUUCAGUUCAGUUCUUUAGUCACUUUAUAUCAUCUUAGUGCUGCACACAAACACCAUCAUGUACUGUACAUUCCCCUGAAAUGUAAGAAAGGUUUAAGGUAUGAAAAAAAGAUACCACCCAAGCCUAAUUAUGUGUUAAUAAGGUGGAGUACAGCUUUAAAAUGUGCCAUGAAUUGGUAUUUAAAACAAUGUUGUUUUUUUAAAGUUGAAGAUUUAUAUGCAAAUUUAAAUGACUUGAAAAUGUUUGUUUUUUUCUAUAAGCGUUUAUUUUAAAAUGUUUUUUCCUCACAAUUUCACUGUUGUGUUUUGAAUCAGUCACAUUUUGAAUGAUGAUUUUUUUAAAGCAUAGAGCAUUAUGAAAGUUAAGUCAAACUACUGUCUGUGACUGCGUGAACAUUGUUUUGUGAUAUCUGCACUGAAAACUAAACGGGCUCGCUGUAUGAGGCUAACAGUGACUAACGAUCACAUAUAUACCAUCCCCUCGUGAACAGGAAAUUAAAGGCAGCCAUUAGGAAGGUUGCAGAUCGUAUCCAUACCGAGUCCACAGCAUUUAUUACUGGUCAUCAGUCUUAGUCAUUGACAGUCCAUAUCUUAGAUGGCUACUUAUUUCUGAAGUUUUUUGCCCACAUGCUUGAAAAAACAUGCAACUGUUCUGAACCCUUUUUUAAAUGUAAUGUUUUUUAAUAAAGCUGAUAUUGUAAAACUUUGCAGUUUUGCUUAAGUGAGAAUAAUGGCCCACAAACAGGCCUUUAGAAUAACACAAUUAAUGCAGCAUUAGCAUAAAAGGAACCAUCAUCAUCCUACCACCUUUGUUCGUCACUGUCCCUGUGAUAAGACUCUCAGCUCAGCAGUGUCUUGUGAUGUGGCCAUCAGAAGCACAAGUAAAGAUCUGAGCUAGAGAGGCUUGUUCACCUAACCUCACCGCUCCCAGCUCAGUGUGGUUGUCUUUGAAAGAUUUGAUUGUCACUGGUGAGAGUGACUCCUCACGCUCUGCUGGCCAACUAAUAGCUCCCUUAGACGACCUUUGACCUCCAUACUGCUCAACAGAGUUUAGAGGAAUUGAGCUUUGGAUUGAAUGUUUUACAACUAUGUUGGCAAAAUGUUUUUUCAGGUCUGUCUCAAUACGAUACUUCCAUACCCAUAUGUGCAUUUUAAGAAUACCUUUAAUUAUUCCUCCUGUCAGUAUUGGGUGUGAAGCUCUGCCCUCUUGGUGUCAAUAUAAGAGAUUGGGAAUGACAGCCAAUGUGCAGCCCUUGUUUGUUGUAAAAGUGCAUUUAUAAGAUAAUACUUUUUUAAUUUUAAUCUUUUACAGUUUCAAAAUAACAACAAAAGGAAAAGGGCCUGAAGCAAAAGUUUGGACACCCCAUGUGGUCAGUACUUAGUAGCACCUCUCUUGGCAGGUAUCACAACUUCUAAACACUUUUUGUAUCCACCUUUUUCACCCAUUCUCCCUGCAAAAGGCUUUGAGCUCUGUGAGAUUCUUGGGCCGUCUUGCAUGCACUGCGCUUUUGAGGUCUAUUCACAGAUUUUUAAUGAUGUUUAGGUCAGGGGACUGUGAGGGCCAUGGCAAGACCUUCAGCUUGCACCUCUUGAGUUAGGCCAUUGUGAAUUUCAAGGUGUGUUUAGGAUCAUUGUCCUGUUGUAAAAGCCACCCUCUCUUCAUCUUCAGCUUUUUUAUAGAUGGCGUGAUGUUUGCUUCCAGAAUUUGCUGGAAUUUAAUUGAAUCCAUUCUUCCUUCUACCUGUGAAAUGUUCCCCAUGUCACUGGCUGCAACACAGCAUGGUCGAUCCACCCCUGUUGCAGUUGGAGGUCAUAUUUUUUCUUUCUGCAGGUCUUUUUUUUGCAGUCAAAUAAGGGUUUCGAUUUGCCUUUAUGGCAAUCCUAUAAGCAGCUCUCUGAGAAA